ACCCUUGUUCAUGAUAAAAUGCUGCUGUUUUAUUUCAGGAAGUAUUCCUUUGCUCCUUUCAUCUGCACCUUCUUCGAGUGGGAGAUCACUGGUGCCUGCUUCUUGGCUUCAUGAAUUGAAUGUUGAGCACUCUUACCCGUACCUCUAGCAGGAAAUCCUGGAUGUUCUUCACUUUGAUAUCGUGUGGAUAUAUUCAAUGAGCUCAUUUGUUUGCAUCAGAUGUAGCCUUCCAGAAGGUGCCUGUGAAAGACAAUUUGUUUCAGUAAUAGGUACAGGCCACCACUAUUAUUCUCCCCGACAACCAGUGGCCGUAAAGUGAUUUAUUCCCCAAAAUAUUGCUUGGCAACAGAUGCUAUUCUAUUUACUGUAAUCCCUGAUUUUCCGCUUGAAAUACUGGAGAUGCUGUUCUCUUGGUCCUAUUUUAAGUGAUGAUAUAGAAAUGGAUUUUAGUUCUUCAUCUGUUUUUGAUCAGCACAAAGACUCUGCAGAGGAAAUCGACCUCACUGAGGUUUAUCAGGCAGCAUCCAAUGGAGAUAUCAACACCCUGACAGCAGUGAUUCGUGAGGACCCUUCCAUUUUGGAAUGUUGUGACAAUGAAGGGUCAACUCCAUUGAUGCAUGCAAUAUCAGGCCGGCAACUUGAUACAGUGAAGCUGCUGCUCAAGAUGGGGGCUUCUAUCAAUACGGAAGAUGCAUGUGGACGAACAGCACUAUCUCUAGCUACAUACUUGGGCUGGCUAGAUGGUUGUGUAACACUACUUCGAAAUGGUGCCAAGCAAAAUAUCCCAGAUAAAAAUGGAAGACUUCCCCUUCAUGCAGGCACUGCUGAAAAUAAUGUCAGACUCCUAGGUCUGCUGUUGCAGCAAACUACUAUGUGUGAAAUAAACCACCAAGACAAUGAGGGUAUGACCCCACUUCAUUGGGCUGCUUUUCAUAACCGGCCACAACAUGUCCAGGCUUUAUUACAAAAAGGAGCUGAUCCAACCUUGGUUGAUAAAGACUUUAAAACAGCCCUUCACUGGGCAGUGCAGAGUGGGAAUAGAAUCAUGACUUCUAUAAUUUUGGAUCAUCACCUGACCCCAUCUAUAAUAAACUAUGAUGAUGAAAAUGGAAAGACCAGUGUUCAUAUAGCAGCAGCAGCUGGGUACAGUGAUAUCAUCUAUGAACUUGCAAGAAUACCAGAGUGCAAUCUGCAAUCACUUGAUGUGGAUGACAGGACACCACUUCAUUGGGCUGCUGCUGCUGGGAAGACAGACUGUGUGCGAUCUUUGAUAGAGCUAGGCGUGGAUAGCAGUCCAAGAGAUAUCAAUGAAAACACUCCUUUAACAUAUGCAAUGUACUGUGGGCACACAGCAUGUGUCAAGCUGUUUUCACAGGAGAAUAGAUCUGACCCUAUAAGACAGCAAUCUGCUCAAAGCACAAAGAAGAAGGAGGGACGUUUUAGUGUUUUGAACCAGAUAUUCUCCUGUAAGAAGAAAAAAGAUGAGCAAAAAAUCACUCGGAAAGAUAAAAACAAGGACAAAUGUCUGAGAGAUGAAACUUCUGAAGUUGAUGAGAUCAUAACAACUUUUGAUUGCAUUUUGGAUCCCAAAAAUUGUGAUGACCUGGAAAAGCGGGUACAAGAGAAUAGACUGAGGAAAACAACUGCAGAGCUUACAAUUCGAAAAUGCCGGCCUUCAAACAAAAACCAAAUAUAUAAAAGUCUUCCCCCUAUACAGACAGAGAGCCUUCCGCCACCAAUGCGUAACUAUCCUCUGUUUUCAAAUUCACCUUGUAUGAUUCAGAACGCAGAUAGUAAAGCUAGUACACAUCAUUUUGCGCACAUAUCCCAAAAGAGCCGCAGUGAACAUGACUUGUUUGUGAAUCGAACCAGUGCUCAACAAAUUUUGGAUGGUCUUUGGGCUAAAGAUACCAAUCAUAUUUUGCCUCACAAAGCAUGGACUGCUCCUCCUUCAGCAAAGUUGUUGGAAGUUUUUCUGCAAGAAAGGGCCAAACAUAUGGAACUCUCACAGCAUCCUCACCUUCCCUACUUACACAGCAAUCCUAAAGGUGAAAAUGUACAUAUAACCCCCUUUGAGAAAAUGAAAGUAAAAGAUUCAAUACCUGCAAGGUCCUACCUGGCGCCUAUUGUCGAUGACUCUGUUCAUAAAUGUAAUCUUCGAUCAGAAGUGCCAAAAACCAGAGCACAGCCUCAGACUUCUGUAUGGACUGCUCCAGUAAAUCGCCCACCAAGACUCCCAUCUAGAAUGCAAAGAGAGGGGACUAGUCAAAGCCGUUCAUUUUAUUCAUUUUUGCCAGUCAUAUCACGCGAUUCUAUGAGAGUCAACCCUGUACUUCCCGCUAUCCCAAUUCAGAAGAAGAGCACACAUUCAGAAGACUUGUCCAAGUUUGAAAACGAUUCCCAGAGAGAGAGUCAAUAAAUAUACGAAAGAAGGACAAAAAUUUGGAAAUCAAGUUUGAUACUUGAUCGAUUCUGAAAAAGGUGAUUACAACCAAUGUAUUGAUAGAUAAUGUGUUCAAAUUAAGUAAGGGAAAACCAGUCGUCACAGUGUUCCUAAUCAUUAAUCAGCAGACCUUUCUAAAAAAUCCAUACAAGUUAACAGCAGAUAAGGACCCGAUCAAGUAAGUAAGUAAGUUAGUUUAUUGGCCAAGUAUUCACAUACAAGGAAUUUGCCUUGUUGCUCCAUCCACAAGUAAAAAUAUGACAUACAGUGAC
Messenger RNA from Amblyraja radiata (thorny skate), 2715 nucleotides. RefSeq names its product ankyrin repeat domain 55 (gene ankrd55). NCBI's taxonomy places the organism in Eukaryota, Metazoa, Chordata, Chondrichthyes, Rajiformes, Rajidae. Bases 440 to 2419 code for a protein of 659 amino acids. The transcript is spliced from 11 exons. The record is from RefSeq and is a predicted model, not a curated record. Gene Ontology annotation, cellular component: cytoplasm. Gene Ontology annotation, molecular function: protein binding.